GGGAGGGGGGGUGUUGGCUUAGCAAGCGAGCGAGGGCGCUGCAGCUAUUUUGAAAGUGACCCACCUCAUUGGGGCAGCCAACUGUGCAGCUGUCAGGAACCAUGACUGAAGAUGACCGAUUCGGUUGUCGUGGAGGGAUACGCCAGACUCAAAGACGGAAAAAAGUGGAAAACUAGGUGGAUCGUUCUUCGAAAGCCAUCGCCUGUAGCGGAUUGCCUCGUGUUGCUGGUUUUCAAAGACAAGUCGGACAAAGUCGACAGGAACAAGGAGCGCGCCAGCGUCACCCUGGAGGAGAUCUGCGGCCUGGAAAGCGGUCGGUGGUGCGAGGGCGCGUCCUUCACGCUGGCAAUUAUCUGCCUGACCCAGGCGGCUCUCCUGGGUUUCGACAACAAGGAGACUCUGCAGGCGUGGGAAGUCCGUCUGCGCUACAGCCUUGGAGAAGUUCACAGGUUCAGCGUCGGAGUCUUGGCGGGGACGAAGUUAGAAAGCGGACCAGCGACCCUCCACUUGUGCAACAACUUGCUAGCUCUCGUCCGGGACGCACCCCCCGUCGUCGUGGGCCACUGGAACCUUCCGGACCUGCGCAGAUAUGGGCCCGUACCAAAUGGAUUUGUAUUUGAGGGAGGAACACGCUGUGGUUACUGGGCUGGCGUUUUCCUGCUCACAUCUUCCGAGAGCGAGCAGAUAAGCUUUUUGUUUGACUGCAUUGUCCGAGGCGUCUCCCCUACCAAGGGCCCCUUCGGCCUGCAGCCCAUCCUGCCAGAUCCUAGCACCAGUCAGACCAAUUCUGAGGAGAGGCUGAACCAUGAGACGCGGGAACUGGAGAAGCGACUGAGUAUGCUCUCCAAUCGGAACAGCACAGCAUCGUCCAUGUACUGCGCGUCCCCUGGGGGCGACGACCGGAGCAUAUCUGGUUCCUCAGACACCUCAGACACUAGCCAAUCGGACGGCAGCGUUUCCAGCCGUUUAGCCAUUUGGACCGAAUCCGGCAGCAACCCCGUGGACAACAACGUUGUGGGCACCAAAGUGGCGAGUGUGGAAAAGCAGUUGGCCGACCAGGACUGCGGGAGUGGUUCGAGAGUCAAAGACCCUAGGCAGCUACAGGAAAUCGGUCGCCAGAGCUCCUUAGACAGCGGUAUUGCCACCGCUAGCCAUUCCUCUUACUCUGGAAGUUUCUCCUCAUACACAGGAAGUCUGGACAUUAGCGGUGGUGAUGACUUUGGGUCAGUUUUUAGCCUGCCUCCCCACUUGGCUCAAGACCUGACCCCUUGUUCUUGCCCCAAUGUUUCAGGACACGAGUACAAAGUACCAACCUCCCUUAGGUAUGUGUACGAUACUCCCAAGAGUCUGGUACAGGAGUACCCUUGUUUAGCUAAGGACUCUCCUGACCCUGAAACCAAGGCUUUAAAAGGGGGAUCUGAGGGUCACCUCAAAACCACAGCAAGCUCACACAGCAGAAAAACAAGGGGGACAGCCUCUAGUGACAGCCCUGAGUCCUGCACAACCAAAACCAUAGUGACCAUCUGCUCGGUAUGCGGUGGACUUCAGGGGACGACCCUUAACCCUGCAAGUGGUGCGGCGAAUCCCACGUUACCAGCAGAUCAAAGUGUUGAUAAAUCACCGCGCAGAAGGAAUGCCGGCAUUGUUGCCCCGGCUCACAGCUCAGACAGGACAAGUGAGGGGUCACAACUUCCCAAAAAAGGGCAGGAGAAACUAGCCAGUCUUUUAGCCCAGUUCCUGCGUUAUCCCAGAGUAACCAAGGAAUCGAAUCCCAACCGCCAUAACUUGUACGAAGCCAUGAGCCCUGCGUUACACCUCAAACCCCCACCGCCACUCGGCACCCGUGCACCAAUAACUGAUAUCAUUUACGAAAACUGCUCCAAGUGUCGCGGUGCGCACUGCCGCCCGCACCCGUGGGGCGCCACCGCCGAAGUGCGUCGCCACAGCAGAAUCUUCAGUAUGCAGACCUUUCUAACUGGGCUGCACCUGAAGAAAAUGACAGACGAAGAAGGCUCUGCUCAUGAAGCGCUGCACACUGAUGGUCCAAAUAAGGAGAUGAACGGUCAGUCUCUGACCAGUGAAGACAAAAGGCCCAGUGGCAGAGAGGAGCGACGCAAAGCUGAUCCUGCUUAUGAGAUCAUGGAGAGCCGAGCAACAGAGAGAAACUCAGAGGUGGACGACAAACGCAAGUACGAACUGAUGCUCGGCUGCGGUCCGCAAAAGUUGCUCCAAGAGACGGAAGGGGCACCGUUGGCAUACCCCUCGGAGGCUUCACUCGCCGAAAGGCCUCGCGGCGACGGCGUGACGUACGUCAAUAUUCCAGUGAGUCCCACAUCCAAGAAGCAGCUCAACUACAUGGAGCUAGAACUGCAGGAACCUGGCACCCGGGGAACUGUUGUACUGGGGCCUGGACAGAGUAAAGGGAAGGGUUCAAGCAAAUACGCCCAGAUUGACAUCACUGCCACAGAGACCGCUCACAAGGUGGGUACCCAGCAUGCUCUGGGUCGCCAGGAGGGCCUGCAUACUCUGGAGCGGAGAAGGAAGGGGACGCCGCAUUGACCUCAAGGACCAGACAAGCAAACAGCAAAAAAGCCUCAUUUUACAAGUACUGCUGUUUUCAGAAUUUGGAGUCGAGAGUUUGUACUAUUAUUCCUAACACUGAGUGCAGAUGUAAUCAUUUUUACUUAAAAUAAUCUAAAAUUGUUUUUUCUUUUAAAUAUCUGUAAAUAGAUCAUAUUCCUGUGAUAUUGAUGUGGUUUGCUAAACAUAACCCCCUCCAUACAUGUACAGUACAAUACAGCACAUCUAUGAGCGAAAUACAUGACUGCCAUUACUUGUUUUGUAAAAUGAUGAUUUUUAACGACACCGCUGCUUCCUCCUGUACGUGUUCCAUCUUUCACCCUCGUGAACAUCACCUGGAUACAAAAUUAUGCAAGUAAAAUGUUACAAUAACUGAAGAAAAACUUACAAUUGGUUUGUUUUUUUGUGUGUGUUUUUGCACAGAUGAUGCCACUUACAAGACAAUUUGGUUUAAAUUUACUACAAACGCGUUAGCGGUUGAUUUGUACGUCAGAAGCAAUCGGUGGCAAAUGCUCAAAGCCUCCAGGCUUUCGCUCGCAUUUCCCAAACCCAAUAAAGUCCAUCCGUUGACCUCCUUCGCGCCGGUUACUGGACUCGCGUCGGCCCAACUCGAUUACGACGUUGUCGGCGCUCAUAAGGUGAAGAUGAAAUCCGUAAUAUUACGAGGAAAAGAAAAAAAAAAUCGGAACGUUGCACCAAUAAACAGCUUGUCGCCACAGCAGUGGUGCGACUGCUAGUUUCUCAGCAUUCCCACUUUGUACAAAAAAUCAACUGUGAAAAUUUGUCUCUCAGCAUUCGCACAAUAUCAAAGCGACAAGCAAUCAAGUAGGACGCAUUCUCUCCUAUCGGCGGCUCCUUUCUGGCCAGCAGGUGAAAUGUGUUGUUGUGGUUGUCUGGCCGGUGGUUACAUAAUUGCACUAAACAGGCGGCCAUUCUCGAUCUGUUGCCAGUUAAGAGGCGUUAACGUUUCGGGCCAAACGGGAGAGACAUCUCAAGAACAACAAGAAAAGACUCAGAGUGAUACAAAGACGCUUUUGCGCCACUUUUCAUUCUUGUCCAAAAGGAAAUGUA
Messenger RNA from Phyllopteryx taeniolatus (common seadragon), 3651 nucleotides. RefSeq names its product protein Dok-7-like. The record is from RefSeq and is a predicted model, not a curated record. Lineage: Eukaryota; Metazoa; Chordata; Actinopteri; Syngnathiformes; Syngnathidae. The coding region runs from base 112 to 2559 and encodes 815 amino acids. Gene Ontology annotation, molecular function: protein kinase binding. The transcript is spliced from 13 exons. Gene Ontology annotation, biological process: neuromuscular junction development; positive regulation of protein tyrosine kinase activity.